CACACUUGAUGCACACUUGAUGCACACUUGAUGCACACUUGAUGCACACUUGAUGCACACUUGAUGCACACUUGAUGCACACUUGAUGCCGACGUGAUUGCGAGCUCGCAGCGUGAAGACAGAAGAUGACCGGAAAGAAGUGGGGAUACGGGAAAGAAGACGGUCCUCCAGUGUGGCACAAAAACUACCCGGUGGCCGAGGGGAGUCGGCAGUCUCCUAUUGAUAUCGUCCCUCAUCAGGCUUCCCAUGACCCCAGCCUGGGACCCCUUCUCCUCAACUAUGAUCACUGCUCCUCCAUAAACAUCUCCAACAAUGGACACUCUGCCGUGGUCACCUUCGACGACUCGGACGACCGUUCAGUGAUCCAGGGAGGCCCUCUGGAAACCCCUUACAGACUAAAACAGUUUCACUUCCACUGGGGAGGGAAAGGCUGUGAUGGCUCCGAGCACACUGUGGCAGGGAACAGCUACGCCUCAGAGCUUCAUUUGGUUCACUGGAACGCAGCGAAGUACAACACAUUCGAGGAGGCGGCGGCGAAUGAAGACGGACUUGCUGUCCUGGGCAUCUUUUUGGAUACCGGGGAUGAACACCGAUGGCUCCACACCAUAACAGAUGCUCUCUACAUGGUCAAGUUUAAGGGGACUGGCGUGGAUUUCAAAAGUUUCAACCCCAAGUGCCUCCUACCCAGCAGCCUGCACUACUGGACCUACCUGGGAUCACUGACCACGCCCCCACUUCACGAGAGUGUCACCUGGAUCGUCCUGAAGGAGCCGAUCACCGUGUCAGAAAAACAACUGGGCAAGUUCCGAAUGCUUUUGUUCAGCGGAGAAGAAGAGGACCACAGGAUGCGCAUGGAAAACAACUACCGGACUCCUCAACCCCUGAAGGACAGGAAAGUGCGAUCGUCAAAUUGACGGAUUUGCCAAGAAUCCUGUGACAUGACGCUCUUGGAGACGACGGAGCGAAUGCAACAAUGUGAGAAUAUUUUCAUCUCAGGGCAAGUUGUCUGAGGGACAAUAAAACAUGCAUGAUUUGUUUAAUUGUUGAAGCUUUGACGCCGAAACAGAAGUGUUGGUUUGAAAAAUAAACUGUAUUGG
Nerophis ophidion (straightnose pipefish) is the source of this 1097-nucleotide messenger RNA. It is a transcript of the gene ca7, whose product is annotated as carbonic anhydrase VII. Lineage: Eukaryota; Metazoa; Chordata; Actinopteri; Syngnathiformes; Syngnathidae. The coding region runs from base 126 to 914 and encodes 262 amino acids. Gene Ontology annotation, molecular function: zinc ion binding; carbonate dehydratase activity. Gene Ontology annotation, cellular component: cytoplasm. The record is from RefSeq and is a predicted model, not a curated record. Gene Ontology annotation, biological process: regulation of intracellular pH. The transcript is spliced from 7 exons.